CCUCCUCCGCCGCAGGUUCCAGUCCAUCCUCUUGUGAUGGCCAACAGGGUUGACGCUGAUGGGGUGUCGCUUUCUGAUGUCAACAUGAAGGGAUUUAUCUCUGAUAUGUUUAUUGCCGAAACCGAUACAUCAUCCAUCAUAAUCGAAUGGGCGCUCGCAGAAAUGCUAAGGAACCCAACCAUCCUGCAGCGAGCUCAAGAUGAGAUGGACGAAGUAAUCGGGAAGAACCGCAGGCUUGAAGAGUCUGACAUGCCAAACCUUCCCUACUUACGUGCCAUCUGCAAAGAGGCAUUACGACUGCACCCUUCCACGCCGCUCGGCGUCCCACACUACACCUUCGAGGCAUGCGAGGUGGAUGGCUACCACAUCCCCCCAAACACACGGCUCAUCGUCAACGUAUGGGCCAUCGGGAGAGACCCCGAUGUGUGGGAGCAUCCCCUGGAGUUCAAGCCGGAGAGGUUCUUAAGCGGUAGAAACGCCAAGAUUGAGCCACUGGGGAACGACUUCGAGCUGAUACCUUUCGGCGCCGGGAGAAGGAUCUGCGUCGGAAUGCAUGCAGGACUCAUCAUGCUGCAGUACGGGCUCGGGUCUUUGUUGCACUCAUUUCAUUGGAAGCUUGCCGAUGACGUAGAGGAGCUCGACAUGAAGGAAAAAUUUGGCGCCGUGCUUCCCAAGGCAGUGCCUCUCAAGGCUGUAGUUAAACCACGCCUCCUCGAAAGUGCCUAUAUGUGA
This is a messenger RNA of Musa acuminata AAA Group (dessert banana), 732 nucleotides long. RefSeq names its product flavonoid 3',5'-hydroxylase-like. Bases 37 to 732 code for a protein of 231 amino acids. The record is from RefSeq and is a predicted model, not a curated record. Gene Ontology annotation, molecular function: iron ion binding; monooxygenase activity; heme binding. The transcript has 4 exons. Lineage: Eukaryota; Viridiplantae; Streptophyta; Magnoliopsida; Zingiberales; Musaceae.